AUGGCGGGCGGCCCUUACACGUCUGCUAUGGGCCGCGUAGUGAAUGUUCCUAAGACACACCGGACAUUCUGCAAGAAGUGUGGCAAGCACCAACCCCACAAGGUAACCCAGUACAAGAAGGGUAAGGAUUCUCUGUCUGCCCAGGGGAAGCGCGCUAUGACAGGAAACAGAGGCAUGGUGGGCAGGCUAAGUCUUUUCCGCAAAAAGGUUAAAACUGCAAUGAAGAUUGUGCUGAGCCUGGAGUGCCUGGAGCCCAGCUGCAGAUGUGAGGGAAUGCUGGCUCGGAAGAGAUGCAAGCAUUUUGAACUGGGAGGUGACAAGAAGAGAAAGAGCCAAGGGAUCCAGUUCUAA
Messenger RNA from Arvicanthis niloticus (Nile rat), 351 nucleotides. Its product is annotated as large ribosomal subunit protein eL42-like. The record is from RefSeq and is a predicted model, not a curated record. Gene Ontology annotation, cellular component: ribosome. NCBI's taxonomy places the organism in Eukaryota, Metazoa, Chordata, Mammalia, Rodentia, Muridae. Gene Ontology annotation, biological process: translation. Gene Ontology annotation, molecular function: structural constituent of ribosome.